CCGUCAUUCCUUCCUGUCGCGACAUCGACAUCUCUUUCUUUUCCCCAUAAUGCGUGCUGUCGCUCUUUCAACAGCAGUUCUUAUCGCCGCUUCGGCGGUCGUUGCUCAAGAUAAGCCCGUUUUUGAGGCGACCACGAUCAAGGCUCCAUUCCUCGAGCAGUUCACGGACGACUACUCCGAGCGCUGGACGCCAUCCGAGGCGACCGUGCAGACUCCAGUUGGGGGCGAAACUUACUCAUACGUCGGGAAGUGGGCUCUUGAGGAGCCAACAACGCCCCUCUUCAGCGGUGACAAGGGCUUGGUUGCCAAGACCAAGGCCGGCCACCAUGCUAUCUCCGCUCCAUUCGCCGAGGCUGUCGACCCGAAGGGCAAGACUCUUGUUGUUCAGUACGAAGUGAAGUACCAGAAGGGUGGCAACUGUGGUGGUGGCUACAUUAAGCUUCUGGAGGAGGGGUUCCAGACCAGCGGAAAGGAUUUCAACGACAAGACUCCUUGGGUUAUCAUGUUCGGCCCUGAUUUGACGUGCCCCGGUACCAAAGUUCACUUCAUCUUCCGUCAUAAGAACCCGAUUACUGGUGUCGUUGAGGAGAAGCACCUGAAGAAGGCGCCUAAGCCCAUCAUUGGCACCGAGACGAAGCUGUACACCCUUAUUGUGAACCCCGACAACACCUACGAGAUCCUCAUUGAUGGUAAGAGUGAGGUUAGCGGGAGUUUGCUCGAAGACUUCGACCCUGCCGUCAACCCACCCAAGGAAAUCGACGACCCCAGUGACAUCAAGCCAGAGGACUGGGUUGAUGCCGCCAGGAUUCCCGACCCUGAGGCAACCAAGCCCGAAGACUGGGACGAGGAUGCGCCUGCUCAGAUUCUCGAUGAAGAAGCUGAGAUGCCCGAAGGGUGGCUCGAGGAUGAGCCGGUUAAGGUCGCUGAUCCUGAUGCGGAGAAGCCAGAGGAGUGGGACGAUGAGGAAGAUGGCGACUGGGUUCCUCCCAUGGUCGACAACCCGAAGUGCAUGGUUGCCCCUGGCUGUGGUCCUUGGAAGCGCCCCUUCAAGGCCAACCCAGCUUACAAGGGUAAGUGGGCGGCACCCAUGAUUGACAACCCGGCAUACAAGGGCCUUUGGGCACCUCGGAAGAUCGACAACCCUGAUUACUUCGAGGAUCUCCAGCCCUCUGAUCUCAACAAGAUCGGCGCUGUCGGUAUCGAGCUCUGGACCAUGACCGAAGACAUCCUCUUCGACAACAUCUACGUCGGCCACUCUGUCGCUGAUGCCAAGGAGCUGGCUGCGGAGACCUUCGACGUCAAGCAUGGAAUCGAGGAGGCCGCUAAGGCAAAGGCUAAGGCAGAGGAGACUGCGGCUGCUGAGGGCCCCGCAUCGUCUUGGAAGGACGACCCGGUCGCCUUCAUCCGUGCUCAGGUUACCAAGUUCAUUGAUCUCGCCAUCAUCGACCCUGUUGCUGCCUUCAAGGCGAUGCCCGAGGUUGGCGGCGCACUUGUUGCGACUGCCCUCACCCUUCUCGGCCUGCUUGCUGCUAUCUCCGGUCUCGUGGGUGGUUCCUCCAAGCCUGUCAUUAAGGCGACCAAGCCGGCACAGAAGGAGAAGGCGCCUGUUGCUCCGGCCGGGGAGCAGAAGAAAGAAGAGUCAGCAGCGAAGAAGCGUACUGUCGCGCAGUAGAUCAGCCCACUACAAUGUGCGAGGUUGGGCACGUGGUAAAAUUCGAUGGACAUGCCCAUCGGACAUUCGGAGCGAAUAUGGGAGCGAAAGAUUGAUAGCACCGGCGUGGAGCGGCGAGGAAGAGCAUAUCGGCGUAGUGUCUGCAUAUGUAGGAGAUAUAGCUCUAGUCACACAACUUUCCUUUGCAUCUAUGAUUUCCUUAUUGUCUACAUUGGUUCCAAUGCUUGUGCCUAUGAUGAGUGA
Molecule: messenger RNA, 1915 nt
Organism: Dacryopinax primogenitus
Lineage: Eukaryota; Fungi; Basidiomycota; Dacrymycetes; Dacrymycetales; Dacrymycetaceae
Product: calnexin
Exons: 4
Coding region: 50-1672 (540 amino acids)
Biological process (GO): protein folding
Cellular component (GO): endoplasmic reticulum membrane; endoplasmic reticulum
Molecular function (GO): calcium ion binding
Source: RefSeq, a predicted model, not a curated record